GUUGGCUCCCAAGUUGGCUUGUGCGUGAAGUGUAUGACUAAGGAGGGCAAGCCAGAUCUGAAUCCAUCCCAGAAAUCGAAAUCAAAGGUGAGCACUGGCUUCACAGAUGUUUUCGCAUUCAGCGGGCCGGCACCUGAGAGGAUCAAUGGUAGACUCGCAAUGAUUGGCUUCGUGGCAGCCAUUGCAGUUGAACUAUCGAAUGGCCAGGACUUGUUCACUCAGAUUAGUGAAGGUGGCAUCCCGUGGUUCAUAGGGACAAGCAUUCUGCUCUCGGUCGCAUCUCUUGUUCCGCUGUUUCAAGGAGUCACGGCCGAGUCUAAGUCAGAUGGGUUGAUGACUUCCGAUGCUGAGUUGUGGAAUGGAAGGUUGGCGAUGUUGGGACUGGUCGCGCUAGCGUUCACCGAAUAUGUCAAGGGAGGAACUCUUGUGUAGGGUUCAGAAUGUAAUCCUCAGAAGCCAAUAAAUUGAACCGUUAUCUUAAUACAAAGAU
This is a messenger RNA of Eucalyptus grandis, 490 nucleotides long. Its product is annotated as early light-induced protein 2, chloroplastic. The coding region runs from base 34 to 432 and encodes 132 amino acids. The record is from RefSeq and is a predicted model, not a curated record. The transcript is spliced from 4 exons. NCBI's taxonomy places the organism in Eukaryota, Viridiplantae, Streptophyta, Magnoliopsida, Myrtales, Myrtaceae.